Messenger RNA from Quercus robur (English oak), 1239 nucleotides. RefSeq lists its product as uncharacterized. The record is from RefSeq and is a predicted model, not a curated record. Bases 1 to 1239 code for a protein of 412 amino acids. Lineage: Eukaryota; Viridiplantae; Streptophyta; Magnoliopsida; Fagales; Fagaceae. Gene Ontology annotation, molecular function: catalytic activity. The transcript has a single exon.
AUGAAGCUCCUAAGUUGGAAUUUCCAAGGGCUUGGGAACCCUUGGACAGGUCGGAGCCUUCGCAAAAUUGUGAGGGAACAAGCUCCCACAGUGUGUGUUCUGAUGGAAACUAGACUAGAUAAAGAAGGGUUUGAAAAUCUUUAUGGUGACUUACCUUUUCCAAAUAGGAUUGUGGUGAAAUAUCCCAACUCCGGAGGAGGUUUGGCGCUUAUAUGGAAGAGAGAUGUACAGUUGGACGUUUUUAAUUUUACUGCAAACCAUAUUCUAGCCAAGGUGGUGGAGGACGACGGAUUUGUGUGGUGGCUAACUUGUUUUUAUGGCUGGCCAGAAGCUGCACAACGAGCUAAGUCAUGGGCGCUUCUAACACAUCUUCGAUCUUUUGUAGACGGACCGUGGCUCUGUAUUGGCAAUUUCAAUGCAAUCUUACACUCAUCAGAGAAACUAAGUAGAAGACCAGCCCAAUGGAGUCAAGUAAAUGAUUUUCGUGCUGCUUUGGAAGAAUGUGAACUGGAGGACUUAGGCUUCAGGGGAUACCAAUAUAACUGGAAUAAUAAGAGACCCGGUACCGCAAACACAAGGCAGAGAUUGGAUAGAGCGGUUGCUGCAAGGUCCUGGAGAGAUAAGUUUCAAUUCAGCACGGUAAACCAUCUCACAUCCCAUGCCUCUGACCAUUUGCCCAUAAUUCUUCAUUACCAGAUUUGCAAGAAGCAUGCAAUAAAGGGAAGCCGAGGUUUUAAAUUUGAGGAAUCCUGGCUACUGUGGGAUGAUUGUGAAGAGGUGAUUAAAGAAGCAUGGGCUAAGGGUGGUGAGAGUGCAACGGGGUUAACUCUUGCAAAGGAGAAGAUCAAAGUCUGUGGUGCAGAAUUAUUAGCAUGGGGUUCUUCAAAAACCAACCCAGACACUGAAGAGAUCAAACACUUACAACAACGGAUUGAAGCACCGAACUCGACAGAGGCUACAAUUGAGAACAGAGCAGAAAUUCUAGGAGUUAGUAAGAAAAUGGAUGAUUUACUGAGGAAGCAAGAGAUUUCUUGGGCUCAGAGGUCAAGGAUUCCUUGGCUUAAACAUGGGGAUAGGAAUACAAAGUUUUUUCAUGCAAAGGCAUCUCAGAGGAGGCGAAAGAAUUACAUACAGAGAAUUAAAAAAGCUGACAAUGAAUGGGUGGAUGGUUUGGAUGGUAUAGCACAGGUUGCCAACGAUUAUUUUGAGAAUUUAUUUUUGGCAGGAAGGUGUGACUAG